CGAUGAAACCAUUCGCAAUGCUACAACUGAUAGGAAACGAUCAUGUUCGUAUUAUACUGCCAAGAUGAGCAUGUGAAUCCCCUCAUUUUGGUUUCGCGCCACGGAAAGUCAUGGCCCGCCUUUGGGCCUUUGGGACCGAGCACGGCGUCCGAGGCUUUGAGGCCUUAACUUAACUUUCAAUUCUACAGCAGCUCUGAUUCGCACGGCCACUCCUCUGUCUCGCACUAGGACAUGGCGCUGCAGAUCGCUCGUGGCCUAUCAUUCAGCCCAUCAUUCAGCCCAUCAUUCAGCCCAGCCAUCAAGUCUUCUGUUCUGCGUGAUAUAAGAAGUCUCUUGCCGUCGCCCUGUACAAUUAUCGGCAGUGUACAACAAUUUUGCCUGACGAUCCCCUCAACAGUUUUCAAGGUACAAACAGGAUGUGGAUUUGGAAGAUCGUGAUAUGCACUUCACUGAGUGCUGCCGUCAGUAUUGAAGGGCAGUUCACAUUUCCAGAACCACCCAGGCUGCCUGAGCUAGCCAACGCGACAUUUGCAGAUCUGGAGUGGUCCCAGCCCCUCCUGAACAAAAGGCAAGGUACCUGUUACUCGCCAAACAGAUGGUGUUCCGAUACUAGCCAAUGCUGCGGACCGAACACUAACAGAUGCUGCCGAAGUGGAGCUUGCGGUCAAAGCACGGGAGGCGAUUGCUGUGGAAGGGGCCAGUGCAAUGCAGACAAGCCCAAGUGUUGCUCAGAUACGGGCUGCAUUGCUGAAAAUGAUGCUUGUUGUGGAACUGAGGGCUAUUGCCCGGCACCUUUCCGAUGCUACGAACGGUACCGUAACAAUGUAUACAUUGGCCUCACUUGUUGUACAGACUCAUCAUGCGACGUGUAUCUCAGUGAUGGUGCAACGUUGACGCGGACGACGACUGCGGCGCAAACAGUUGCACCUGCUACAAGGAAGACUACGGCACCGCAGCUCCCAGCAACGACCACUGCGCGUGUAGAAACGGAUUUGGAUUACUAUUCGACAACUGUCUAUUGGACGUACUACUACUAUUACUAUACACUCCAAUCUGCAUUCUUGACGGAAACGACAACACGAGUGCGUACAACAGUAUCAUCGACGACCACACUCACGUGCCAAGCAGCCGACACAUACGCUGCGCAGGCUAUAUUUCUCUCUCUGAGCAGCGACCUGCCAACGCCAACCGAAGCCCUGAUCACGCCUCCAGUAACGCCAACAGCAGGAGCUCCAAUCCGCGGUUCCUGCAGCCCAAUUGGAACAACAAGCGUGUGUGAGACGGUGAUUGCUGGUGCGCUCACUUCGGCGACCGUCUCUGGGGAUGGUCCCCGCGGUGUUGCCUCUUGUUCAUCUUCGGUGUCUGCGCUUGCGCGCACGAUGGCGAUGUUCUGUGCAAUACUGAGAUUGAUUCUGUGAGCUAGAUAGAGCCUUUGAGGACCUCAAAAAGGAUCAGAAUGUCUGGCCCUAUAUAACGCUUUAUAAUAUCAAAAUGGCGGCUUUGUGACUGUGCGAAUCGCCUUAGCGAUAGAAGAUGCAAAUGCGAUGGAGAUGAGGAGAUUGGUGAUAGGUAGCGUAGAGAGUGCAAAGGAUAGUGGUGCGCCGCCUUGCCUAUGCCUAAGUAUUCUUACCUUGCCCAUCUGUUAAGCGCUAUUUACUCGCUGCUCAGCAAACAGACCAAAGAACCAACACCAAGGUAGCACAAGCACAUGUAGUUUCAGCACCGAAGAUUGUAUUGAAGGUGUUACAGCG
Messenger RNA from Alternaria alternata, 1751 nucleotides. RefSeq lists its product as hypothetical. The transcript has 4 exons. The record is from RefSeq and is a predicted model, not a curated record. The coding region runs from base 417 to 1418 and encodes 333 amino acids. NCBI's taxonomy places the organism in Eukaryota, Fungi, Ascomycota, Dothideomycetes, Pleosporales, Pleosporaceae.